UCUAAGAUGGAAGAUUCCAUGGAGAUCCCGAUUGACGAGUGCGAUGUGUACAAAGUCGAGGCUGUUUCUGAUUCGGUCUUGGUUGCCAGUGGACUGCCAAUCCCAAUCGGCUCGGAACAUAUCAGUCGAAUGGCCGAUUUCGCCUUGCUCUUGUUGCAGUUGCAGCCGUCGCUCGGUUUUCCGGACGAGUUGCGCCUUAUGCUUGGACUGCAUUCAGGGCCAUGUGCAGCCGGAGUCAUCGGAAUGAAGAGACCUCGUUACUGCUUGUUUGGUGACACGAUCAAUGUGGCAUCGCGAAUGUGCAGCCAAGGGCUGCCGGGGCGGAUCCACCUCAGCUGCGCUUCAGCCGCACUUUUGCAGGAAUAUGACGAUCAGGGCUAUGUUAUUGAACUUAGAGGUUUAGUACAGAUCAAAGGUCGCGGUGAUAUGACCACGUACUGGCUCAGUAAAACGUUAUGCUCAUAGCAGUGCAGUUAAAGGAAAAAUCGG
This is a messenger RNA of Paramacrobiotus metropolitanus, 489 nucleotides long. RefSeq names its product atrial natriuretic peptide receptor 1-like. Gene Ontology annotation, molecular function: peptide receptor activity; guanylate cyclase activity. The transcript has 4 exons. The record is from RefSeq and is a predicted model, not a curated record. Bases 7 to 465 code for a protein of 152 amino acids. Gene Ontology annotation, biological process: receptor guanylyl cyclase signaling pathway; cGMP biosynthetic process; intracellular signal transduction. NCBI's taxonomy places the organism in Eukaryota, Metazoa, Tardigrada, Eutardigrada, Parachela, Macrobiotidae.